Molecule: messenger RNA, 646 nt
Organism: Candidula unifasciata
Lineage: Eukaryota; Metazoa; Mollusca; Gastropoda; Stylommatophora; Geomitridae
Source: the annotation of a GenBank genome assembly
CUCAUGUUACCGGGGUAUGCCUCACAAAAGUCCCAGGGAGAAGUUUGUCCUGCAAGGGAAACUCCUGGCGCUGUGUGACACAGAGACUAAUGGUGGAGGUUGGGUAAUCAUACAGAGACGUGUGCGAGGAGAUGAAGACUUCUAUAGAGGCUGGGAUGAUUACAAGAGAGGGUUUGGAACCCCAGACACCGACUUCUGGAUGGGAAAUGACAUCAUUCAUGACCUCACCUCACAGGGCUACAACGAACUCCGUAUAGACUUUGUCCAUAAUGAGACCAAGUACUUUGCUCAGUACACCAACUUCACUGUGGCCGAUGAGUCAUCUGGAUACCUAAUCACGAUUGGUGGAUUUUCCGGGAAUUUAUCUGGAUACCUUAUCACGAUUGGUGGAUUUGCCGGAAAUGUCUUCGACAGUAUGAACCAUCAAAAUGGCUACAAAUUCAGCACUUUUGACAGGGACAAUGACAGAAUAGACUCCAGUUGUGCCGUUAUGUACCACAGGGCUUGGUGGUACAAUGCUUGCUACCAAGCCAAUUUGAACGGAAACUGGGCAGAUCCAAGCUUGACGGGUAUUUCUUGGUAUGAUAAUAAAACAGAUUACUGGACCAAUCUGUCAUUUACAGAGAUGAAGAUCAGAUAUAUUUAG